Messenger RNA from Ilex paraguariensis (yerba mate), 252 nucleotides. The record is from the annotation of a GenBank genome assembly. NCBI's taxonomy places the organism in Eukaryota, Viridiplantae, Streptophyta, Magnoliopsida, Aquifoliales, Aquifoliaceae.
AUGAAUUCACUUCCAUUGAAUGACGAACACAUUGAUGGACCUGCCCCUGUAGCUGAUGAUGUUGCCAUGGCUGAAUCAAAUCAUGCUUCUGAUAUUCAAGAUAGGCUAGAACUGGAUGGUGUUGAUAAACCAACAAAUAAACGUCAACGAAGGUUCACCUCAAAAGUAUGGGGAAACUAUACUUUUCUUAAAGAACCAAGUCCAGAAGGAUUGCUGAGAUGCGAAAGUAAGAAAUGCAUUGAAAGCUUGUAG